Vigna unguiculata (cowpea) is the source of this 1227-nucleotide messenger RNA. RefSeq names its product F-box/LRR-repeat protein At3g26922-like. Gene Ontology annotation, molecular function: protein binding. The record is from RefSeq and is a predicted model, not a curated record. Lineage: Eukaryota; Viridiplantae; Streptophyta; Magnoliopsida; Fabales; Fabaceae.
AUGGCUAGGAGGAAGUUUCGUAAGACAAGCAGAAGUGGUAGAGAAGAUGAGAAAGACAGGAUCAGUAACUUGCCAGAAGCUGUUCUUCUGCACGUAAUGAACUUCAUGAACGCAAGAGAUGUCGUUCGAACAUGUGUGUUGUCGAAACGAUGGAAGAACCUCUGGAAACAAGUCACCACUCUAUCUUUCUCUUCUUCAGGAAAGAUUCUCUUUUACAACAAAUUUGUGCCUCAAUUUCUGUCUAAUCGAGAUGCUUCCACUUCUCUCAUCGAUCUUGACAUUAGGGCCUACGGUUUCAAGGCGCCAAAACUCAUCACCGGGAUCGUAAAAUAUGCCGCACGCCACAAUGCCAAGCACUUGAAAAUCACCACAGAGUACAAUUUCAGAGCCAUACCCAAUCCUUUUAUUCCUUUGAUUUUUUCUUGUCACUCUCUGACAUCUCUUGUGCUUACUACCUGUACCGGUGUCCUUCCCUUGGAACUUCCAAAAUCCCUGCUUUUACCAACACUAAAAACCUUGCAUCUCACUAAUGUUAGAUUCGCCGCCAUUGAUGAUCACUGCGUUCAACCCUUUUCAGCCUGUAGCGUGUUGAAUACUUUGGGCAUGGAAGGUUACUCCUUUUGCAAUAAUGCAGACACCCUCUGCAUAACUAAUUCUAACCUUUCCAUUUUGAAGAUUAGUAAUUCGGUGGUGUACAACCCCUACCCGCGCACCUUUAAACACAAAAUUAUACUUUCUACUCCCAAUCUUGCUUCGAUCACAAUUGGGGAUAACAUCAUCUUUAGUGAUCAUCAACUCACCUCUACGUCUGGUCUUCCCUUUCUUGAAGAAGUUAAUGUUAAGAUUCUUUCUUCUCCCAUGGAUUAUUCAGUUGUAGCAGGGUGGUUACAAGUGCUCUCCCAUGCAAAAAGAUUGACACUCUCCUUUCGGAUCCUUAAUGAUGUUCCAAAUCUUGUUUCGAUGGAAAUUCAAUCUCCAUGCUUUGUUCGAUUGGAGUCAUUGAAAAUGGUAUUAGUGAAUCAGCACAAAGUAUCCGAGGAAGAAGUGAACAUAAUAGUACGACACUUGCUUCAGAACUCCACAAUCACCACAGUUUCUGUCUGUCAUGAAUUCCAGAAAGCUAGAUCGUUAUCCCGUGCUGCACUGCUCAAAUGAUUAUUAUUACAAAUAACCUAGAUUUUAUUUCCUUAUUUUUCUCUUUCUGAUAAUUUUCGUAUUACAAGGUUA